AUGCCACAAAUUUUAAAUUCGAAGUGGCAGUUUGGGCAGCAGCAGUUCUUUUCAGUUUCACAUGAGCUGCCUCAGUGCAACAUUCUGGAGAAGGCGACGGACUGCGCUUACCGCGCAGUUCGGAAGUACAUAAUUGAGUGGAUUUUAUCGACAGAUAUGAAAAUGCACUUCGACCACAUUAGUGCUUUUCGAACCAAAAGAAUCAACGGAGAAUUCAACAUUGCCAGCAACGAAGAAGACAGAACCCGCGUCAUCUCCAUGUGCGUCAAAGCGGCGGACUUGGGCCACGCCGCCACUUCUUGGGAACAGCACGAGGAAUGGUGCAGACGCGUGGUGACAGAGUUUUAUGACCAAGGGGACGAAGAGGAGCGUCUGGGGCUUCCGAAGUCCUUUCUCUGCGACCGUUCGCUGCAUGAGAAGGAAUUUGUGUCUUCUCAAAUUGGUUUUAUCAACUUCGUCGUGAAACCGCUGUACGAUGAACUGAAGUCGAUGGACGAAACGCUGCAGCUGUCGAAGCGGCAAGAACUCGCGCACAUUUGCGUCGCCAACAUCGAGGCGAACGCCGCACACUGGCAAAGAGGACAAAAGGAAAUUUAG
Messenger RNA from Eimeria necatrix, 597 nucleotides. Its product is annotated as 3',5'-cyclic phosphodiesterase, putative. The transcript has 5 exons. The record is from RefSeq and is a predicted model, not a curated record. NCBI's taxonomy places the organism in Eukaryota, Apicomplexa, Conoidasida, Eucoccidiorida, Eimeriidae. Gene Ontology annotation, molecular function: 3',5'-cyclic-nucleotide phosphodiesterase activity. Bases 1 to 597 code for a protein of 198 amino acids. Gene Ontology annotation, biological process: signal transduction.